This is a messenger RNA of Sebastes umbrosus (honeycomb rockfish), 1973 nucleotides long. RefSeq names its product 5-hydroxytryptamine (serotonin) receptor 1A a (gene htr1aa). NCBI's taxonomy places the organism in Eukaryota, Metazoa, Chordata, Actinopteri, Perciformes, Sebastidae. Gene Ontology annotation, molecular function: G protein-coupled serotonin receptor activity. Bases 262 to 1563 code for a protein of 433 amino acids. Gene Ontology annotation, biological process: regulation of hormone secretion; regulation of vasoconstriction; regulation of behavior. The record is from RefSeq and is a predicted model, not a curated record. Gene Ontology annotation, cellular component: plasma membrane. The transcript has a single exon.
UCAGAUGAUUCUCAGUAUACCGGUGAGCGCACCACCCGAGCUGUCAACGCUCAACUACAACACACACACACACACAAAACCCCUUACCCUUCAUACACACACACACUCACAAACACGUCUGCGUCAUGCGUCCUGCAGGGAGCGACGGCACGACCGCGGUAACUCCGAUGGACCCGGGUAAAACGCACCGCGGCAGCAGCAGUCUGAGGGGCUGACUGUGUCCUGCUUAUCUUGUCCAGCUGCUCUGGGAAAAGUUGCAUUAUGGAUUUUAUACCAACAACAAGCAGCAGCAGCAGCAGCAACGAGAGCAACGCGACCGGUGGUGGUUACCCUGAUGUGGUUGGAGACUGGGCUCAUGGUGAGAAUGGCACAUCUGGGUCUCCACCACCAGAUGUGAAGCUGAGUUACCAGAUCAUCACCUCUCUGCUCUUGGCGGCCCUCAUCCUCUGCUCCAUCUUCGGCAACGCGUGCGUCGUGGCCGCCAUCGCCCUGGAGAGAUCUCUCCAGAACGUGGCCAACUAUCUGAUUGGAUCACUGGCCGUCACAGACCUCAUGGUAUCGGUGCUGGUUCUGCCAAUGGCGGCCCUCUACCAAGUUUUGAACAAGUGGACACUCGGGCAGGGGAUUUGCGACUUAUUCAUCUCUCUGGAUGUUCUGUGUUGCACAUCAUCCAUCCUGCAUCUGUGCGCAAUCGCCUUGGACAGAUACUGGGCCAUAACAGACCCGAUCGACUAUGUAAAUAAACGCACGCCGAGGCGAGCUGCGGUCUUGAUCAGCGUCACUUGGCUGAUCGGGUUUUCCGUCUCUAUUCCGCCUAUGUUAGGCUGGAGAAGCGCAGAAGACAGGGCAGACCCGGACGCAUGCCUCAUCAGCCAGGACCCGGGCUACACCAUCUACUCCACGUUUGGGGCUUUUUACAUCCCGCUCAUCCUCAUGUUGGUGCUGUACGGGAGGAUAUUCAAGGCUGCUCGGUUUCGGAUUCGGAAGACGGUGAAGAAACCGGAGAAAGUGAAAGUGUCCGAGAAGUGUUUGAGUGUGUCUCCGGCCAUCUUCCACAAGAAGAAAAGCAACGGGGAGAAAAAAGACUGGAGGCGCAGCGACGAGUCCAAACCUGGCUCUCCUCUUCCUCUGUGCGUAAACGGCGCGGUGAAGCACAGAGAGGAAGGAGAGUCGCUGGAGAUCAUAGAAGUUAUCAGCAACUCAAAGACGCACCUGCCUCUGCCCAACACGCCUCAGUCCUCCUCGCAGGGCUACUAUGAGAGCAUGAAUGAGAGGAACUCAGGUGCGAAGAGGAAGAUCGCGCUGCAGAGGGAGCGUAAAACGGUGAAAACCUUGGGGAUAAUCAUGGGCACUUUCAUCUUCUGCUGGCUGCCCUUUUUCAUCGUGGCACUCGUGCUGCCUUUCUGUGCGGAGAGCUGCUACAUGCCCGACUGGCUGGGUGCAGUGAUAAACUGGUUGGGCUACUCCAACUCUCUCCUCAACCCCAUCAUAUAUGCUUACUUCAACAAAGACUUCCAAAGUGCUUUCAAGAAGAUCAUCAGAUGCAAAUUCCACAGAGCGUGAUUUUUACACACACACAGUGAAAAACUUCAAUGUGGAGUAAAUGAUGGGACAGUAUGAAAUGUUUCACUGACUGUAUGGGUGAAAACAAUAUACAGACUUUUAUUCAGGGACUCUUUUCAGUGUGUGUGUUGGAGGACAGUGUAAAAAGAAAAAAAAUGGGGUCACUGGUGAAAUGAGACAGGAACUUUUUUUGCUCUUAAUGUACAAGCUCAUGUUUAUUCAGUGUUGUAGCUACAGUAUCUAGCCUAUGCGCGACGGCAGCCCAUCGUUAUAUUGCCAUGCAACACGUGUCAUGUGCUGAUUCCAUGCAUUUUUAUCAUGAGACACACGCGCGGGGUUUCCGUCCUAUACACCAUGAGCUUUGUAGCACUGAAACAAAUAAAAAGCAAUCAAAGUUUGUCAUUAAGAAA